Fomitopsis serialis is the source of this 411-nucleotide messenger RNA. Its product is annotated as histone H3. Lineage: Eukaryota; Fungi; Basidiomycota; Agaricomycetes; Polyporales; Fomitopsidaceae. The transcript has 4 exons. Gene Ontology annotation, molecular function: DNA binding; protein heterodimerization activity; structural constituent of chromatin. The record is from RefSeq and is a predicted model, not a curated record. Gene Ontology annotation, cellular component: nucleosome. Bases 1 to 411 code for a protein of 136 amino acids.
AUGGCACGUACCAAGCAGACCGCCCGCAAGUCCACCGGUGGCAAGGCCCCUCGUAAGCAGCUCGCCUCGAAGGCUGCGCGCAAGACUGCGCCCACCACUGGUGGUGUGAAGAAGCCCCAUCGCUUCCGCCCCGGAACGGUCGCCCUCCGAGAGAUUCGUCGCUACCAGAAGUCGACCGAGCUGCUUAUCAGGAAGCUGCCCUUCCAGCGGUUGGUCCGUGAGAUUGCGCAGGACUUCAAGACGGAUCUGCGCUUCCAGUCGUCCGCCGUCAUGGCUCUCCAGGAGGCUGCUGAGGCAUACCUCGUGUCUCUCUUCGAGGACACCAACUUGGCUGCCAUCCACGCCAAGCGUGUCACCAUUCAACCCAAGGACCUCGCUCUUGCCCGCCGUCUCCGCGGUGAGCGGUCCUAA